Molecule: messenger RNA, 840 nt
Organism: Microthlaspi erraticum
Lineage: Eukaryota; Viridiplantae; Streptophyta; Magnoliopsida; Brassicales; Brassicaceae
Source: the annotation of a GenBank genome assembly
AUGGAGAAUAAAGAAGAAAAGAAGGGCAGUAUAAGUAUGGUUGAGGCUAACCUGCCUCCUGGGUUUAGAUUCCACCCGAGAGACGACGAGCUCGUCUGCGACUACUUGUUGAAACGAACUGUUCGUAACCUCUAUCAACCAAUUGUCUUGAUCGAAGUCGAUCUCAACAAGUGCGAGCCUUGGGAUAUUCCUCAAACGGCGAGUGUGGGAGGAAAAGAGUGGUAUUUUUACAGCCAAAAAGAUCGAAAAUACGCAUCAGGACACAGAACAAACCGGGCUACGGCCACCGGUUAUUGGAAAGCCACCGGUAAAGAUAGAUCAAUCCAAAGAAAUGGUAGCCUUGUGGGUAUGAGAAAAACACUUGUGUUUUACAAGGGUCGAGCCCCAAAAGGUCGUAAAACCGAUUGGGUCAUGCACGAGUUUCGUCUCCAAGGAACACUUCUUCGCCACUCACCUAAUUCUCUCAAGGAAGAGUGGGUAUUGUGUAGAGUUUUCCACAAGAACAGCAACGAAAUGGACAGAGACAACAACACGAGAAGCUGCUCCGAUGAAACAUCCUCUGCACUGAUGGACUCUUACAUCAACUUCGAUCAUCAUCACAUCAUCAACCAGCAAGUGCCCUGCUUCUCCAAUUUGUCACAGAACCAAACCAACCAAUCCGGUUUAGUUUCCAAGAAUCCCAACCCGUUGUUAAUUACUGCUUCCUCUGAUCAGAUGGUUCUCAGAGCUUUGCUAAGUCAGCUCACCAAGAGUGCCGCAAAAUCGCAAAGCUACGGAGAAGGAAGCUCGGAGAGCCAAUUAACCGACAUUGGCAUCCCAAACCAUGCUUGGAACUACUGA